AUGAAUAAUUCUGAUAAUGCUGGUUCGUCUCGACCCAAUAGACUUUGUACAAAUAUUGAUCUCCGUUCUACUCAAAAUGAAAUUGAAAGACUUCUUUUUGAAUCUGAUGACGAAAAUUUUGAUUAUUCUGAUUCUGACAGCAAUUAUUUGGGUGCAAGUGAUUCCGAUUCUUCGUCGACUUCGGAUAUAGGAAAUGAAAUGUCUACUGAACCAAAUUUCGAAUUUCCCAAUACAAUAACAACUAAUAACACUUGGACAACAAACGAAAUUGAUCUUUUUAAUUUUACGUUUGAUAAACAACCAGUUAGAGAAACAAAUAACUAUGCCGAGUCUGAAUUUUUACGAGUUGGUGCUGCAGAGCGUUCUCGUAUAUCUCAAUGGAAACCUACGGACCGCGAUGAAAUUAUAACUUUUAUUUGUUUAGUUAUUCACACUGGCACAAUCAGACUAAAUCGAUUAAACGAUUACUGGAAAACACAUCAUUUAUUUAAUUUUACAUGUUUUUCGAAUUAUAUGAGUCGCGAUCGCUUUCUAUUACUUUUGAGAUAUUUUCAUUUCGCCCAGAAUCCUACUGACCAUUCUGAAAAUACUCCUAUUGAUAGACUUUUCAAAAUUCGACCUCUUAUAAAUUAUUUCAAUACCAAAAUGAAUAAUAUUUAUUACCCUAAUAAAGAGCUUUCACUCGAUGAGUCAAUGGUAUUGUGGAGAGGCCGCCUUAUUUUUCGACAGUAUAUACAAAAUAAACGCCAUAAAUAUGGUGUUAAAUUGUACAUGCUUACCGAACCAAAUGGACUCAUUAUAAAAUUUGCUGUAUAUACGGGUGUUUUAGAUGACCUAGGAGGUAAAGGUCAUGCUGCAAACGUAGUACUACAUCUGAUGUCCGAAAAAUUAAAUAAUGGUCAUUCAAUGUAUAUGGACAAUUUUUAUAAUAGCAUCGAUUUAGCUGAACAAUUAUUACAAAAAAAGACAUACUGUACGGGCACAUUAAGAUCUAACCGAAAACGUAUUCCUGAGGCCGUAGUAAAAUCAAAAUUAAAACCUGGGGAAACAAGAGCAAUGUACUCUAAUGGCGUAUUAGUUGGUAAAUGGAAGGACAAACGGGAUGUUAUGUAUAUUUCUACCGAAUUCAAAAAUAAUUUGAUACUAGCAAAAAAUAAAAAAGGUCAGGAAAAACUAAAACCAGAACCGAUUGCAAAUUAUAAUAAAUUUAUGAGUGGUAUUGAUCGGCAGGACCAAAUGAACAGUUACUAUCCAUUUUUGAGAAAAACAGUUCGUUGGUACAAGAAGAUAGGAAUACAUGUGAUCCAAAUGCUAUUAUUAAAUUCUUACAAUUUGUACAAUCAAUCACAAGUCGGAUCUAAGAUGACACUCUAUGAUUUUCGUUUAUCUAUUCUUAGUGAACUUUUACCAGCAUAUCCAAAACCAAGACUAGAUGCUAAACGAAAACACAUUCCAAAAACACACGAGAUAGGAAAAAAUGGAAGGGCACUUCGUAAAAGAUGUUGUGUUUGCGCAGAAAAGAAAAUACGUAAAGACACUUCAUAUUUCUGUCCAACUUGUCCAAAUCAUCCAAAUAUUUGUCUAGAACCAUGUUUUGUGAAAUUUCAUCAUAAUAAAUAA
This is a messenger RNA of Rhopalosiphum padi (bird cherry-oat aphid), 1620 nucleotides long. RefSeq names its product piggyBac transposable element-derived protein 4-like. Bases 1 to 1620 code for a protein of 539 amino acids. The record is from RefSeq and is a predicted model, not a curated record. The transcript has 2 exons. NCBI's taxonomy places the organism in Eukaryota, Metazoa, Arthropoda, Insecta, Hemiptera, Aphididae.